AUGGCCAAGUUUUCUGAGAUCAUUCCAUAUCCAUUCAUUGAUGAAGAGGCCGCCUCUGAUGAGUUUGCCAGGUUUCAUGAAAGUGGGCAGUGCACUAAGGAUGAGAUUGCAUUCGAUUACAAGCAGGAGAAGUCGUUUGUCACCGGGUCCAUCAAAGACCUUGUGCCUCUCUAUGACACUAUGCGCCAUAUCUUGAGGUAUACACUCACUCCUAAGGCCGGUGAUUCCCACAACAUUUGGAGUUCCAUGUUGAAUGUUUUUGUGUACCUACAUCAGAAGAAGAGGGUGGAUGUUCUGGACUUCAUGUUCUAUGAGCUCCGUCAGUGUGUGCAAGAGAACAAGUCCUUGAUCUAUGCUCCGUUCAUUCAGGCUUUGAUUGAGUCCGUCUGCCCAGCCAAGUACAUUGCUUCGUACAAGACUUCUAUUCCCAAGCGCAACUCCAACUGGACCCCAGCUGGUCCUACUCCAUAUGUGCCUAUCAAGAAGGGGCGCAACCCUAGGCCUGAGGAUCGUGCCACAUUCACUCCGGUCUCCGGAAACCCUAAAAUCCCUCCGCGCCGCGCCGGACGCGUCCGCUCCGGCCGGACGCGUAUGCUCCGGCCGGACGAAAUCGCCGCCGCCCCCGCGGCCAAUCCCGUGCCGCCACGUCACUCCGCCGCCCCCGUACCGCCGCGGCCCGGGGAGCCCGCAGCCGCCCCCCACGGGCCCGCGCCUCCGCCCGCCUCCGCGGCCAGCGCGCCGCCUGCCCGCGCCGCUGCCCGCCGGCCGGCCCGCCACCGCCGGUCCCGCCGCGCCCGCCUGCACCCGUGCCCGCCGGCGCCCCUCACGGCCGGGGCCCUCUCCGCCCGGCGCCUCCUCUCUUCCCCACCGCGCCGGCGCCGCUCCCUCCUCCCCUCCGGCGAGAGCUCCGGCCACCGCGCGCCAAACCCUGUCGAGCCCGAGCUCGAGUCUCCCGAUCGGAUCUGGUCAACGCAAGGUUGA
Aegilops tauschii subsp. strangulata is the source of this 981-nucleotide messenger RNA. NCBI's taxonomy places the organism in Eukaryota, Viridiplantae, Streptophyta, Magnoliopsida, Poales, Poaceae. The record is from RefSeq and is a predicted model, not a curated record.